UAGUGUGGUGGGCAUGUGCGGAUUGUCUGUUUCUGUACAUGAUCUGUAUGCUGGUCAUUUCUCGAUUCCCUCUGCUUUUUUUUGUAAAUUCCUUGGCCAGGGAUAAAAUCAAGCAUGUGAAUUAUGAUAAUCGACAGGAGUAUGGCGAGAGCAUCGGAGAGUUAUUCACAGAGAGGAUGGCUGAUCUGUGGGCCGUGUGCCUUUACGCUGGCUGCACUAACACGCCAUCAACAGGUGCCUGUUAUCGGAACUGACGUAGUUGCAGCCGCUCUAUGGAAAACAUCCCACUAUCAAACUUCUUCCUCUUCAUCUCGUCUUUGUACGACUAACCAACAAACCCCCGGCGACGCCGCUUUUCCGCAAAGAGGCACCGGCUGGGGGGAAAGCAGAGCAGCGCGAGCACGCCGGGGAAUCGACAAAACGAAAAAGACAAAAAGACAGAAACCUCGGCCCGCAAUCCUUUUCCCCCUCGCGCGAGAUGAUCCCCCGCCAUUUGCUCCGGGGAAGCGGCCUCGUGCGCUUAUCGGCUCCGGCCCCUCGCAGAGUCGCGGUGCUGCGGCCAAUUGCUCGACGAGAUGCUGCCGUCUGUCGGUCUGGCUCCGGGCUGAAGACGAGGACGAGCUUCGGGAGUUUGUCCAGCCGAUCGAUUCACGACGAUGCCCACGAGCGCCUGCGCAACGCAAAGCCGCUCGUGCCCAAUGCUCUGGCGGGCAAGUUCACCAGCGCCGGCACCGGCCGCAAGUCGCGCGCCCUGGUCGUUGUCUCGGUCGUGGCCGCGGUGACGUUUUACCUGUACAACUCGCAGACGGUGCCGGUGACGGGACGCAGGCGCUUCAACUUCCUGUCGGAUGCGCUGGUGGCGCAGGCAUAUUCGAGGGCGGCCGAUGCGAUUGUGCGGCAGGUAGAAGAACAGGGCGGGCAUUUCUUGUCCGACUGGGAUCCGCGGACGAUGAUAGUGCAGAGAGUCAUGAAGCGGCUGAUUCCCGUCAGUGGCAUGGACGACUUGCAGUGGGAGGUUCGGGUGAUAGCAGACAGCCGGACUGCGAACGCCUUUGUGAUCCCCGGCGGCAAGGUCUUUGUCCACAGCGGCAUCCUCAACGUGUGCCGCAGCGAGGACGCUCUCGCCGCGGUGCUAGGCCACGAAAUCGCACACAACACGGCUUCCCACGCCGCAGAGCGCCUCUCCGCUGCCUGGGUCGGCAAUCUCACGGCCGGCAGUCUCUUCUUCCUCGCUGGUGCUCUGCCAGGCCUCGCUCUGUUUGGCCUGUGGAAUGUCAUUGGGGGCUACUAUCUGCAGGACCUGAUGUUCUACCUCCCCAUGGGCCGCAAGCAGGAGAGUGAGGCAGACUACAUUGGGCUGAUGAUGAUGGCCGAGGCUUGCUACGAUCCGCGCCAGGCAGUUGGGUUUUGGCAGAGGAUGGAGACGAUUCAGCGGCUGGGCGGACACGAGGUUCCCGAGAUGCUUAGCACGCAUCCUUCAAACGAGCAUAGGAUUGCCAAGAUUGAGGAGUGGCUGCCGGAAGCGAUGAAGAAGAGGAUGAAUAGCGACUGUAGAGCGACAUCUGCGUUUGCGGACCGAUUCAGAGAAGCGUUGCGGAAGAGACGGCCGGUGGUGAUUGAGCUCUAGUGCCAUGUACAAUAGAAUGUACAAGUAGAUGUUGAUGUAAUAGACCCGAAUCAAUACAAUGUAUCACUAAUACGA
This is a messenger RNA of Trichoderma harzianum CBS 226.95, 1702 nucleotides long. RefSeq lists its product as hypothetical. Lineage: Eukaryota; Fungi; Ascomycota; Sordariomycetes; Hypocreales; Hypocreaceae. The transcript is spliced from 3 exons. Gene Ontology annotation, biological process: protein quality control for misfolded or incompletely synthesized proteins; mitochondrial protein processing. Bases 479 to 1627 code for a protein of 382 amino acids. Gene Ontology annotation, molecular function: metalloendopeptidase activity. The record is from RefSeq and is a predicted model, not a curated record. Gene Ontology annotation, cellular component: mitochondrial inner membrane.